Molecule: messenger RNA, 705 nt
Organism: Gilbertella persicaria
Lineage: Eukaryota; Fungi; Mucoromycota; Mucoromycetes; Mucorales; Choanephoraceae
Exons: 5
Coding region: 1-705 (234 amino acids)
Source: RefSeq, a predicted model, not a curated record
AUGUUCAAAAACUUAGGAACCGUCCCUGACCUGCCGUUUUUGAAUUUUGUAAAAUUCACUAUUGUUGACUUCCUCUUGAAUUGCAUGCGAACACACAUAUAUAAUCAAAACGAUGAAAGAACUGCUUAUUGUGAACUCUUCAUUCCUAUCUUUAAAGCAUUUGGGAAUACAACAAAAAAACUGAAGUAUGUCUGGUGCGAGAAAAAGGCUAAGGACUCUGAUUAUGGUAGCUUGAAGCUACUUGAUGGUAUUGGAAGACUGGUUGACAAAGAGUUGAAUUAUCUUCUUAUUGAAUCAUCUGGAUUCAACAGUUCAAACGUCUUGUCGCACAGUUUGAACGAUACCUUAAAGAAUAUGAAGAGUGGCUCAGACAAUUUGAAGUGUUUUGUAUCAAACUACAAAAAAGCCUCUUUCAGUACGAUGAAAAAGGCCCGAGUCUACACUUGCCAUAUAAUUCAAAAUAAGAUGACUUUAGUUCGAUACAAAAUCAAGUCUGCUUCCCAAUGGCAAGUUGUUGAAUGCCGCUCUGCCUCUAUUCCCCUCUCUUUCUCUGGCAUCAUUCACUAUACCAAAGUCUUUGAACUUUUCGCUUUCCUGCUGAGUGAUAUGGCUGAACAAGAUAGAAUUUUUCAUCAGUUGGAGAUGGAAUCGUUGGGAUUGGUUCAAGUACCUCAAGAUGAAACUGUUGCUCAUUUUUUAAUGUAA